GCACCAAAAUCGGAUAACCAAUAUAGAGAAUGACCCUUUCCUUGGAUUGACCAGCUUACAAUUCCUGUAUAUAGGAGAUAAUCCGUUUCAUUGUGGUUGCUCUUUGGAAGCCUUCACGGUAUUUUUGCAAAGCAAUCUUACACAUGAAUCGCCAAUCUUUAAAACCCCAGAGUGUAGCAUACCUAGUGUUCUGAAAGGUACGAAACUGAUUGACAUCCCAUUUGAAGACAUGAACUGCAUAAACUCAGUUUCAGAUCAAAACAUAAGAAGCGAAAGGACUGUUGUCAUCCUAUCUGUCGGGUUUGUCCUAGCUUUGGUUGCCACCAUUUCCAUUAGUGUUGGAGUGCAAAAGUUGAGAAUCAACAUUUUACGGGGAAAUACAGAGCAAGUACCAAACAUUGAACAAAGAGAAGAGAAUUACGAAUUCGUAAUGCACUACCCCGAAGAAUCUAUCUACCUAGAUCCGGAUUAUCAUACCAUGGAAGAAAUCAACGACAGAUAUCAACAUCUCCGAGAUGAUAUCAAGGAUAUUGAUGAUGAGAGUGGAAUGGAGGGUCUUAACAGACAAUCUUAUGUACAGCCCAAUGAUGUGGUUAUAGGUGCUAUUAAUACAGAUGAGGAAGAAAAUAGAGAAAAUCAUUCUUAUUUAGAUGUCUUGGAAUAUCCAGAAAACUCAUCAUUUACAGAAAACGAAUGCGUUAACGUUAUUGAAUCACCCUCCAAAACAUACGAUGACGGGUCGACAACUGAGUGGGAUAGAGAUAGUACGUCAGAGGCUAUCUGUGAGAUGUCCGAUAUCAAUCAACAAAAGACAGCAACUAUCAAUGAUGAUGACAACUCUAAGUAAUAUUACAUUGUUGAAACACAAAUUGUAGCAGUCAAAACAAUGCAAAUGGAGUGACAUAUAUGCCAGUGUUCGACACAGCAAACGAUUGAACAUACUUGUAACCAGAAAAAGCGACCUAGUUUGCUAUACAACUCUUGAAGUUGGUCGGGAUAUGCGUUUACAUAAUUCAUAUUUCUAGUAUGAGUACUGUUAGAACUUCUUUGGUAACACUGUUUUUCUUAGGUUAGAUGAUCAGAUCUUCGACCAGCCUGUUGAUAUAUUAUGGUCCUUUGUUAACUGACCUGUUUUGAGUUUUUAUGAGGUGGGAUGUAUUCAAAAGUAUCUACAUCAAAAAGAGAUUUUGCUGUGACUUUCAACCCGACAUUCACAUGUAUCAACGACGUUUUAUCUGUUAACAAUAAUAAUUUUCAUUAAUAUUUCGAUUCCAUAUAUACCAAUGAACUUAAAAUUGAAAAUAUCGCAUCCGCUUCAUACCUAAACAUUUUAUUGGACAUACAUGUUAAUGGCAACCCUAGAACUCGACUUCAUGACAGAGAAGAUGACUUCAGCUCCAUCAUUGAAUACCCAUAUUUAUGUUGCAAUAUUCCAUUAUCGCCUAUAUGAUGUUUAUGUCUUUCAAGUGAUUCCAUACAGAAUACCUAUUUCUGUGUAUGAUCAGAUUAGAUUUUAAAUUGAGUCGGAUUACGGAAAAGCAACUUGAUUUUACAGGGUAUUCAACACAGCAGCAUCAUUUAAAGUCACAAACUCGAUGGGAGUUACUUCGGUUUUGUAUUUUUGAGGUUUGCAGCAAAUUGAACAUCUUAACAUUCAAACUUUUAUAAAUGUUGUCUAUGGGGACACAUUCAAUCCGAGAUGGUUCAAAUUUUGAAAUGAGUAAUAUUUUCAUUCGUGUAACCAAAACUUUUGGAUGGAUCGUUUAUAGCUGCAUAUUCUAAAGUGAUAGUCCCACAUGUAUAGAUUCAUUCAGAUUUCCUUCAGUGUUGACCUAUAUUGUUAAUUGAAGUGGGUCAAAGGAUGGAUGUCUUGAUUCCAUUACAGUCCAUAUAACGAUGUUUGUACAGUGAUGAACUUGAUUAUGAUGAUGUAUUUGAUUAUGUUUACAAUCAGAAAAGCUUUAUGUCAAUGUAAUAGUGUCAUUUAUUUUAUGUUUAAUAUUUUGGCAAUUGAGCUUAUUAUGCUUAUAUAUUUAGCUACUGGAUUUUAAUCAUAGUAAUGUGCAUGGUACUGUAAAACUAGUGUACAGAAUAUGUACCGAGAGUGUCAUGUUUUACUGAAAAUUGUUGUUGGUGUUUAUAAUGGCUGAAUUUAAAAAUAUGAAGGGAAUUAAGGACAUUAAGGAAGGGAAUUAAAAUGAAAAUUUUCAAAACCAGGUCCUUUCAUCGGCAUACAUAGCGUUUGGUAUCAUUGUAAUUGUCACCAUAAGAAAAAUGAUAUACGUAUCAAGAAAGAAUGAAACAAGAAGCUAUUUUGAAAAUGAUUGUUUAAUAUGUGUAUUUAGCCUACUGGACAUCUUCACACCAUCUGGAGGGCCACUAACAACCGCGACAUUUAUUUGCCCUCCCCUUAGCACUUGUCAGUAACUAUUAGAACCCAAAAUACAAACCAAAGGGAAUAUCGCUAAUUAGCAGUACGAACACAAAUGGUCAGUAUCAACAACUGGAUAUUAUGGAUUAUAAUAACAUAUCAGCAUCAAAAGCACGUUAGCAGUCAUUUUCAGCAACUAUUAGGAAAACGUCAUUCUCAGUACAAUGUCCGUUGUAAUUUAUUUAUUUAGCUACAUUAUUGUGAUUCUUUUCUGUCAUGUAAAUUCAAAAAAUAGGUAUCGUGAACACUCACAGUACAAUUUAUGAUUUCACCAUGUUCAUAUUUAGUAUUCUUUUGUGGCGUCUGUGGCCUAGUGGUUAGGCCGUCAGACUCACGACCAAAAGGUCAUUAUUUCGAGUCCUGGCCGUGGCAAGGCUGACGUUGUGUCCUUAAGAAAGGCACUUUACAUGAAUUUCCUUACUCCACCCAAGUGUAAAAGGGGUACCUGGCGAUAGACAGUGAAAUAUAUUGUUAGAAUGUUAGUGUUCGAGCGCUUGAAAUGGCAGCUUGCACUGUAUGCUUCCUAGGGGGCUGAGAAAGUUCUAGAUUGAUAUAAGGCCUGCCGGGGUAAUAAUGUACAUUGAUUAUUGUAAAGCGCUUUGAGCAGCAUACGCUGGAUAAGGCGCUAUAUAAACCCAAUUAUCAUUAUUAUUAUUAUUAUUAUUAUUAUUAUUAUUCCAUAUUUUCGUAGCAACAUUCCAUGAUCACCUGUAUGAAAAGUGAACAUAUAGCAUUCAUGUAUCUUAUGUGGUUCGAUACGCAGCAUCUUCGUAUGUGUAUGUUCAAUUCUUAAAUAGAGAUAGGCUACUGACAAAUAGAUUGAUGUUACAAGGGCUUAAACAACCUAACUUCAAGUUAAUAUUUAUCUUUUUUAAUGACAUGGUCUGUUUAUUGUCAUUAAUUGAUAUUACUAUAUGUGAGUAAAAAGUAUUUUAUUAAUCAUCACCCUGAUUUGCUCAUAACUACUAUGGCGCUGCUAUCAAAUAAAAGCUGGAGUGUCUCAUGUGGAUUUCAAUAGCCAGCACUUUGAAAAUCAUAU
Ostrea edulis (European flat oyster) is the source of this 3470-nucleotide messenger RNA. RefSeq lists its product as uncharacterized. NCBI's taxonomy places the organism in Eukaryota, Metazoa, Mollusca, Bivalvia, Ostreida, Ostreidae. The record is from RefSeq and is a predicted model, not a curated record. The coding region runs from base 230 to 847 and encodes 205 amino acids. The transcript is spliced from 5 exons.